AUGCCGGCGAAGAGGCGAGUUCGGAAAAAGCCCCAGACGAUUCGAGCUAUAGCUGCUCAAUCUAAAGGCACAAUGCUUGCUAACGAGGUGGAGGCUGUUUUUGAGCCUCUCGAGUUGGGUGACAACCCGGAAUUCCAGCGAAUUGCCGCCAGGUUCACCGCUCAAGAUAAAGAUCAAGCCCCGGUGAAAUUUGAACAGGAGACGGUUGAAGAGGUUCCUAGCAAAAAACGAAGAACAAAAAUCUCUCUGGCCACUUUGAAGGAACACACCGGGCGGCCAGAGCUUGUACAAUUGUGGGACGCUGACGCCAAAGAUCCGCUGUUCCUGAUCCAAUUGAAAAGCGCUCCGGGGGUCGUUCAAGUGCCCCCUACAUGGCAAAGUUCGUUUUUCAAGUCACGAUUUUACCGUCGACCAGCCUACAGGCUUCCCCAGAAUAUUUCAGAUACAGGAAUCAUGGAUUUACGAGACGUCUACGAAGACGAGCAAGAAACGCUCACGCAAAAGAGCCGGCAGCGUGUCCAGCCCAAACUAGGAAAGCUCGAUGUUGAUUUCCGGAAAUUGCAUGCCGCGUUCUUCAAAUUUCAGCAGAAGCCAAGACUCUCAAGCUUUGGAUCAGUAUACGACCCCUCCAAGCAACAAGCGGCAGACGUUAAUUUUGAUCAGUUCACACCAGGCGUGCUGUCUGACCGACUGAGAGGAGCACUAGGACUAGGACCGCAUGAUGAGCCACCAUGGGCAAAGACACAAGAGAAAAUAGGCCUUCCCACUGCUACGAAGCAUGAACAUUGGGGCGAGAUGAAUCUCGACAGCGAGUCUGAACAGUCCGAGUCUGAUCUGGAACCCGAACAAGAAGAACAGCCCCAGCCGGAGCCUGAAAAAGAUGACGAGCCCAAAUACGAGCCUGAUUCAGAGUCGGAACCGGAGCUGCCCACAGAGUCUGCUUCAAACAGACAACUGUACGUUGAACUGCAAGAGUCUUCAACCGAAGGAGCUCUGGGUCCUUCUAAAAAGUAUAACCUACCUUAA
Molecule: messenger RNA, 1026 nt
Organism: Wickerhamiella sorbophila
Lineage: Eukaryota; Fungi; Ascomycota; Dipodascomycetes; Dipodascales; Trichomonascaceae
Exons: 1
Coding region: 1-1026 (341 amino acids)
Biological process (GO): mRNA splicing, via spliceosome
Cellular component (GO): precatalytic spliceosome; U2-type spliceosomal complex; U2 snRNP
Source: RefSeq, a predicted model, not a curated record